GAAGUUACCAUCUCUCACAAUGAUGGAAAGGCCCGUGCACGCGCUAGUCAGUGACGGAGCGUGGUGCUGGAAUGUCUCAAAGAACCACCAGCACCAACCACCAAACCUCACCGCAUACACGCCUCACUGGGACCCUCUGCGCAAGAUGGCGCCAAACGACAAAGCUGGACGCGUCGUGUUCAUCGGCAACAUCCCCUAUGGCGGCACCGAAGAGCUCAUCACCGAGACGCUCGGGCGCGUGGGCCAAGUGGUGAAUUUCAGACUCGUGUACGACAAGGAGACCGGGCGGCCAAAGGGCUUUGGCUUUGGAGAAUUUGCCGACGCCGACGCAGCAGCAUCUGCGGUGCGUAACCUCAACGAUUACGAGCUCAUGGGCCGCAAGCUGCGCGUCGACUGGUCCAACGACAACGGUUCCGGCGACAACGCGCCCUCCAACCAGACGGCGCCCCCUAUGAACGGCCAGGCGCCCGAGGCCGCGCCGCAGCCCUCAAGCACACUGGGCCCGCUGCCCCCCGGCGUCGACCUGCCGCCGAACCUCACGUGCCCAGACGCCAUCUCGCGCACGCUCUCGACCCUCCCCGCGCCGCAGCUCCUCGACAUUCUCUCGCAGAUGAAAGGCCUCGUCAUGACCGACCCUGCCAAGGCCACCGAACUGCUGCGCCAGGCACCGCAGCUCGCCUACGCCAUCUUCCAGUCGCUCCUCCUUCUCAAUCUCGUCGACGAGUCAAUGCUCAGCCGCGUCGUCGAGACAGGCGCGCCGGCACCUGCUCCCGUACCGCCGCAGCCCCAACCCACACCCGUCGCGCGCCCGCCCACAAACUACGCCAUGCCGCCCGGCUACCCACAAGCCGUCCCGACGCCGCCACAGAUGCAGCCAUACGCGCAGCCGCCACAGGCGCCGCCGCCCAUGGACAACAGCGCGCUGUAUGCGCAGGUCAUGGCGCUGCAGCCGGAGCAGAUCGCGCAGCUGCCGCCUGACCAGCGGAACCAGAUUAUGCAGAUCAGGCAGAUGAUCAUGGCGGGCCAGCGACCGUAGGGGGUUGCGGGCGCGCAGUCAGAUACAUGUGCAUUAGGACUUGGGGCGCAGGCACGGCAGGUGGAGGAGCCGCAGGGACCCCACGCACGGAGGUCGAGGCAAAGGAGGGGGCGCCGGUCGAAGAAGAGGGCCGCGCGCAUGCAGGAUUGAAUGAAGACUGUGAAAGGCCGGGACAGUGCAUUGUAGUAUGGAAACAAUAAGUCAGGCCAGGGAGACAGCAGCACAGAACUAAAAGCUUCGAUGCCAGGAAUGCUUCUCGAAGGCAGCACACAUUGACGGCCGGCAUCAGAAUUAGGACUAGUAUGCCACAUGGCAGCAUCAAUGAAUAAAUAGAUACCCCUCUUUCC
Boeremia exigua is the source of this 1383-nucleotide messenger RNA. RefSeq names its product hinge domain of cleavage stimulation factor subunit 2-domain-containing protein. Lineage: Eukaryota; Fungi; Ascomycota; Dothideomycetes; Pleosporales; Didymellaceae. Gene Ontology annotation, cellular component: mRNA cleavage and polyadenylation specificity factor complex. Gene Ontology annotation, molecular function: mRNA binding. The transcript has 2 exons. The record is from RefSeq and is a predicted model, not a curated record. The coding region runs from base 20 to 1036 and encodes 338 amino acids. Gene Ontology annotation, biological process: mRNA 3'-end processing.